AUGAGGCUCAUUGUCUUCUUCGGCGUCGUCACCAGCCUGCUCCCAUCGGUCAUUGCUGUGUGUUGCAAACAGGCAGUUACCACUGCGGACGCGACUCCGUUUUUGAACGGGCUGCCGACACAGAUUCUUACAUGGGUGUGGACGAAGGAAACCCAGAUGUGGGUCGAGUGGUUCAAGUCGCACGACACGAACAAUGACGGUGUGAUCACUGUUGACGAAGCUGCUAAGCAGUGA
This is a messenger RNA of Parastagonospora nodorum SN15, 234 nucleotides long. RefSeq lists its product as hypothetical. The coding region runs from base 1 to 234 and encodes 77 amino acids. NCBI's taxonomy places the organism in Eukaryota, Fungi, Ascomycota, Dothideomycetes, Pleosporales, Phaeosphaeriaceae. Gene Ontology annotation, molecular function: calcium ion binding. The record is from RefSeq and is a predicted model, not a curated record. The transcript is spliced from 4 exons.